UUUGCAGAAAAUCAUGGUAUAGGUCGGACCAGAAAAAGACUCAUCGAUGGUGACAUAAAAUUGACUAAAAAUCAAAGAGCUGUUAUGAAUGGAAAAGCUAGAGGAUCGAUAAAGAACAACAGAUGGCCUAACGGAGUUCUGGUGUACGAGAUCACAAGUUCCCUUUGUAAGUCCCAUUUGAAAACUUCUAGAAAAUGUGUCAAGUCACUUUUCUGCGUGAUAUACAAACCAUACUUGUUUAUUUGAUCCUGUGAAAAGUAGAUCGGGUUUUUCGGCCCAAAGGAUUUAUAAAAACAUGAUAUUUGAGGGGAGCAUCUUUAGAUUUUAAGUUUUUAAAAUACCGAAAGGUAGAUAGGCGAGAAGAAAAUGCAGAGUUUCGAGCAUAUAACUUUUACGUUUAUGUAGUUGCUCACGCGAGUAUGCUUGUGACGAAAGUCAUCCUAUCGCUGUUUUUCCAGACUCAGUUUUCGAGAGAAUGGCACUGAAGUAAAAUUGUUCCUAAGAUGACCUCGUAAAGGAAAAGCAUUGACGUCUCUGUGCUGAUAGUUUUUCUCGUAGAGUGAGCGAAACUCCGUAACCAGUUAUUGUAACAGAAAAAUUUCCCCCUUCUUUUGAUCAGCAUCUCAGGGGAGAGCCAUGCAAGUCAUAAAUCAGGCAUUUGCUGAUUACACCAAGAACACGUGCAUCAAGUUUAAGAAGAGGAACACUGAAACUAGCUACGUUUCCUUCUUCAGGGGAUCAGGGUAAAGUUUAACAUUACGCCAAAAAAUUCCUAAGUUUCUUUUUCCACCAUCGUCAACUUGUGAAAAUUUUGCUGCGAUUUUAAAUCAUUAACUCUUUCUUCAGUUGCUGGUCUUAUGUUGGAAGAACUGGUAGAAAGCAACAAUUAUCUCUUGCCUCCGGAUGUUGGCACAAGGGAAUAGUUGUACACGAAAUAGGUGAGUUUCGCCCCCCCCCCCCCCACACCUCACCCCUGACAAAAAAAAUAAACAACUGAAUUCAAAGCCAUGUUCAACAAAAAGACAGCAUUUUACUAAACGAAAAUAAUCUGUCCUAUCCGUUCAGUAAUACUUUUAAUCCAAAGAUCCAAGAACUGGUUAAGCUUGAUUUCCGCAGCCUCCUUGAACGAACAUGUUUCCAACAAGAUUAGCUGAAAAGUUAAUCUCGAUGCUUUAUCGGCUCUGUAGGCCUGGUGCCCACAGCGAUCAAGCUACCACGGAACUGAAAAAGACUCUUUCAUUUUGAACCUCCAAAACUACACUUUGUCAGUAUGGACAAGAGAGAAAGCCGGGACCAGAUUUAUUAUAAAAGAGAGCAUUCGAGGGAUGGGUAAGAGGGGUGGGGAAAAUGACACUAGGAAAGGAAGUACAAACUUUCAUUAUGGUUCAACCGCUUUAACUUGAGUCUGAGUGUAACAAUCUUUCUUUUUGAUACUUUCUGCGUUGAAGUUAAACGGGUUAACCAAUUUUAUUCUGAUUUGUUUCGUACAGGGCAUGCCUUGGGCUGGUUUCACGAACAAUCACGACCUGACAGAGAUAACUUCGUAACCAUCAGAUAUCAAAACAUUAAAGAUUGUGAGUAUUUGGGUUUCUGAAAAAGGAGUAAAGAAUGAUCAGGGGUGGAAGAUAUGAACAAGGAUUGCAAAUCAUAUUUGAGUUACACUUUGGUUCGAUUGAAAUAGCUGUAACAGUAAAAUGAAAUGUGCGAAAUCUUACAUACGGAGACCCAGGUCAGUAAAAACGCUAAAACAAACUUGUGUAGGCAACCACGCUUGGUAAGGCUGGAAAAGGUUAACUCAGGAUGCAAAUAACAAUUUAAAGUUUUAUGCCCGCAGUUUUCAGGGUGUACGUAGCUCCUUUAGUGAAUCAGCUUUAUCGAUAUCAAACCAUUCUUAAAGAUUGCUUACGAUUCAAGCUAACUCGAGCCAAAGCGUUUCGCAAAUUUUAACUCGAGUAGCAAAACAAAAACAAACAAAAAUCAAAUGCCCAAGAAGAAAGUAUAAUUUAAGUAACAGACUGAGGACAAACAUUUCAUGAGUAAUUAAAUAAAAUACCUCAUCGAAGACUAAUUUUUUCUCUCCGACAGCUGCCAAAAACAAUUUUAAGAAAUACACAUCAAGCGUCAUCGAUACAUUGGGGACCCCUUAUGAUUAUGGAUCUGUGAUGCAUUACGGAGCAAAAUACUUCUCCAAGAAUGGUCAACCUACAAUAGUGCCCAAGAGAUCAGGGGUAUGUAAAACAUUCAUACCUAAUCAUACUUCUCAUUGAAAAUCGUUUAAAUUAGAAAGUUACUAUUCCUCUUUUCUGUAACUAGUAAACUGAACAUGCUCGAACUUCAAAAAUUAAUCAUGAACUUAUAAAUAAGCCAUCAGGACUGAGGAGAGCUCGUCAUUUCUGUCGCGGUCUCGUUGGCAAGAUCCUUGUAUUCUAUCCAGAGAAUUUGACGCCGACCCUCUCACUGAUCUCGUAAAGCUCUAUUUUUACUCUAUUAAAUUUUGAGGUUUCGUUUUAUCAGUUGUGAACCGUAAUAAUUCGAUUUAGCACCCUCCUUCCAACAAGCGCCCCUAUUCUGUUUCGGUGAUAGAACUGCUUUAGCCUCGUUCUAAAACCUGUGGUCUACGUCUCAGUCUCUCAACAUCUAUGACAAACUUUUAAAUUCUAGGUAACAAUCGGUCAGCGUAAUGGACUCAGUCCAAUUGACAUUCGACAAAUGAACUUGAUGUACAAAUGUUCAGGAGGACCUGGUAAUGAGAUAAAUAUACUUGAUAACAUAAAGUACAAAAAGCUGACCUUUUGAUGUGUUUUCAUGUCACUUAUUGCUGUUAGUGCUAUCCAUACCAUUACCACUUUGUAAAGUUAUGUUUUAAUUCGUGUUAGAAUAUUUCUUACCAUUAACGAUAGAAAUAUGAUUUCAGCAAAUGCCUUUAUAUACUUUUUUUUUCUUCAAAAGGCCCAACGACACCUGCCACCGCUUCUCCUCCUCCUCCAUCUUCAGGUUGUAUAAAUUCUGUGAUAUUUACUCAAUCUAUUUGUGUUACGGAAAGCACAGAAAGUCAAGAAACAUAAUCUACCAUUCUCGUAUAAUUCCUGCUUAAUUUUUCAAAACCCUUGCAAAACAUUUAAACAACGAUAAACCCCAACACCCAUUAAGAAACGAGUACCUCGUAAGAAGUUAUACUUUUUUCGCUAUGUUUUCACACACUCGGUUUUCAUAUAAUCUUUGCUAGAGUAAAUAAUAUUUAGAGAAAAAGAUUUCAUUUUUAAAUUCCUAUGCAGCAUCCUCUUGUAACUUUGAAAGUGGUAUGUGUUCUGGCUGGACUCAGGAUAAGUCAGAUAAUUUUGACUGGACGUCGAGAUCUGGUUCCACUCCAUCGGCCAACACUGGCCCAUCUUCGGGCCACGGAGGUUCAGGUAUGUGUUGGAAGAAUUAUUUUUAAAGCCUUUCUUUACAAUGAACAGGAGACCAUUAUCACUAAGAUAGAGUCGAAGAGAUUUUUCGCUGGAAUCAUUAUUUGCAUUUUAUCCUAGCAUUGCAUUUAAAUUCCACCUUCUGUUCCUACUUUAUGACCAAAAAUCACAUAAAUCUCGUAUUUAAAGAGAUAACGGGUAGAACAAGUACGGAAGACAGAUUUUUGCGGUCUUUAUUUUUGAGCGCAACCGAGCUUGAAUAAAAGUAGUUCGAAGUUAGUUAUACAAAAGUGACGCAGGUACCGAGCUUACAAAUUUCUGUAAGCGAAAAAAAAACUAGAAACAACUCUAGAUGCGGAAUUUAGUUCAAAAUUCUUCGCCUUUGAAAAAUAUUAUUUUUCUCUUGCAGCGAUUAGCUGAGAGGUAAAGCUUGAGUUAAGGAUGUGAAUCCUCCCCCUUUUGCAUGGUGAUAAAUUUCCUGCCUAUCAGAGCUUGUGUUCAUUACUAUUUCCUGAAAAGUCUUAAACCUAACGCCAGAAAAUCUUGAUUGGUCCAAGGUGUGCUUAGCUUACUCGAACAAAAAAAUUAUACAGCAUUAAUUAAGUAAAUGAAAAGCUCCUCAGUACUAACUUGAUAUCGUUUUGAGUUAAAUCAUUACUGCGCAAAGCAUUUUGCUUGACUAAUAAUCUGUGGUAAAUGUUCGAAAAUAUUGUGGUAUCGCCAUUUAGUUGUAUGGUUACCACCUGCAGCUGGUAAAUUUCAUGUCGAAACAACUUUUUAUUUUCAUCUUCAGGGAAGUAUAUGUACAUUGAAACUUCAUCUCCAAGAGUAAACGGAGACAAAGCAAGACUUAGAUUUACGGGUUCUGAUAGCGGCGCGUUUUGUCUGAAGUUCUUUUAUCACAUGUUUGGAAAGUCGGUGGGAACUCUAAACGUCUACAGCGGAAGUAAAAAUGUCUUUACCAAGUCGGGUAGCCAGGGAAAUAAGUGGAUAGAGGCGAAGGUUCCUAUCUCUUCAAGUGGACGAGUAAGUCUUUUUUGAUAACAAUUUCUUACUUUAAGAUUGCAAUCAUAGUUUCAGACUCAUCUAUCUUCAACUUUUUUCAUGAAAAUCUUGACUGUAGGCCCGAAAUCGCCGUGUGCCUAGAGGGCUGUUGUAUAAUAACAAAGCUUGAUCAAAUUUUUGUAAAACAAACGAAAAAGCGCAGAAUGGUUCAAUCAAAGAAUUGGUGUCCAAAUCUUUCUUCCCGAUUGUGCAGUGAGCAAACUGAUUAUCUUCUUUCAGGUUCAAGUGACAUUUGAGGGAGUCAGAGGGAGGUCUUGGUCAGGAGAUAUAGCUAUUGAUGACGUAACCAUAGCGAAAGGAGGUUGUUUCGCCCCACCCACUCCCGCUCCACCCACUCCUCCUCCGCCUCCAGGUACCUUUCAUUUUAAGAUAACUGAAUCACAAUGCGUAAUUUUAACUGACCUCCGUAUAAAAAUAUUACAUGGAUACUGCAUCUAAAUGACCUGGCUUUAUUUAAAUACCUAUUCUCGAGACACUUUUACGGCAGACAAAACUUCUCCACAGUUUUUGAUUGAUAGUCAAAUUUACUAUUUUUGUGUGUUUUUCUCAUUCUGCAGUUAUCACCUGAAUCGGUUUCAAUUUUGUUCAAUAUUUUUCUGCGCGCUGCAUGUGAUCUCCGCAAGGUGAAGUUGCAUUCAGCCUUGCAAUAACCAGCUACAUACUUUACUGCUGAGUGAAGUCAAUAAUUAACAACAAAACCAAACCCAAGCAUUUGAAAAGCAGUUGAUGCGCGUCACAACAAAUCGAAUUUAUUUGUCAUAAUUUGAUCAAGAAACAAGCAUCCAUCCUAGCUGCUAUUGAAGUGCUGUCCGUUUGUUUGUUGUCUAGCCGGUAAUUGUGGAUCCCGACCAAGUGUUCGAAUCGUUGGUGGCACAGUAGCACCCAGAAACAGCUGGCCUUGGCAAGUAAUGCUGCUGACCACAUCCAAUCAGCAGUUUUGUGGAGGCUCACUGAUUGACCCUUUGUGGGUGGUAACAGCAGCGCAUUGUGUUACUCGGAAAUCGCCCCGUAGUGUUAGAGUCAGGUUGGUAUUCGUUGCUCAAGAACUGUAGCGAAAUUAUUCUUUAGAACAGCAAACUUAUCGUCCAUACAAAAUCAGACAAUUGUGCUAAUUCAACUCGCUCUGAAAUGGGUUGAGUUGUUUGUGUCACUCUUAUGCAAGAUUUCAUUUAGAUGUGAGUCUUGAUGUGAACUCAGCGAGAUAGUGAAAAAAAAAACCUAGAAAAAUAAUUAUUUCAAAUACAUGCUUCUGAUAACGACUUGGCAGAUCAAAAAAAGUUUUUGUAUUUUGCGUCUAGGCGUCGAUCAACGAUAUCUGCCAUAACAUACAAAUGAUGUUACAUUGCAGUGCAAUAAAAAGACGAACAAACAAACAAGAAAACCAAAUCAAACAGAUACAAAUUUGAAAUACAGCUUGUAGCGGGGAAAUGUUUUGUCAAUUUAUGCUAUCUUUUCAUCAAACGUAGAGUGGGAGCUCAUUUCAGGACAUCACAAUUAGUUGGAACAGAACAGAAUAUCAACGUUGCCCAGAUCAUUUCCCACGAGAAUUAUAGAAAACCAAAGUCCUUCAGCAAUGACGUAGCUCUCCUAAAACUGGCUAAACCCGCUGUACUUGGUCGAGGAGUUGGGCUCGUCUGUUUAUCAAAUCCAAGCAAUGUUCUUCCCAUUGACAAAAGUAAGCACUGCUGGAUAACUGGAUGGGGGACUCUGAAAUCCGGUGGCAGUCAACCCAAGGAACUCAUGCAAGCCAGCGUCCCACUUGUAUCAAAAGCGCGUUGCUUGAGAGCCUAUCCUGGCAAGAUAGACGACACCAUGUUGUGCGCAGGUCUGGACCAAGGCGGGGUGGAUGCUUGUCAAGGCGACAGUGGUGGGCCGCUCGUCUGCGAGUUCAAUGGCAGAUGGUUUUUGGAGGGAGCCACAAGCUGGGGUUAUGGCUGCGCCAGGCCUAACAAGUAUGGAGUGUACGCUAGCAUUGCCCAUCUGAGGUCAUGGAUAACCAACAAGGCAGGCCUUUCACAACCCAGCCCACCUCCACCAGUGACUCCACCGCCGUCCACCCCGGCUCCACCAACAGCAAAACCACCCCCACCUCCAAGUAAGAUUUUUACGUCAAAUAAUUACAUCUUAUCUUACCGCAAAUUUUAUUUCAAAAAAUUUUUUCAAGAGAAAAACAUGCAUAGUUUAUAAUUCUCUUCAUCUUCCACGUAAAUGUUUAUGUGCUACUUUUCACGCCUUGAAAAUGAAGCGGUAAACUGUGAAAUCAUUCAGCGCCCACAGCAAUUGAAUUUUAAGGAACACGAUGAAAAUGUACCGUUGGAAUAAAAUAUACUAUUGUUUCCGCAGGUUGUAAUGAUAAUCCCAAAUACGCCGACAUUUGUCCUUCAAUUGCUUCAUGUGGAAACUACUGCAACAAUAACAAAGCUUGGGCGCAAAAAAACUGUCAAAAGUCAUGUAGAAUGUGUCAAGGUAAGUUCCAUAGUGCACUCCCUGAGAAAUACGAACAAAGUACAAAAAAAGGUGGAAAACGUCUGUGUUCGGUUUUCCGAGAAUACCGCGACACAAUUUGAAGUCGACGCAUACAAAAGGUUAGCUAAAAUAGUCAACGACUGAAAAGCCGAGAAUGAAUUUGAUACUUCGCGUCAACUGAAAACUCUUUAAAACGAACAUAGAAUGAAUAAAAAAUGCUUUUCUCAACCAACUCGCCAAAUUCCCUUUCGAUCGGUUCGAUGGCUUUGCUCGUUAGGAAUUAGAUCUAUCAACAAACAAAUUUUAAACCUACAUUCCUCUUUGGCAUACAUAUUAAUUUUAAAUAUGGGAACAGAACUUCAUUCUUGCGCACAUUUUUCAAACUAUUUACAGCGUUUUAAGAAAUCGUAAAGACAGGUCUUACCAUUAUGUCCGUUUAGAUUUCAAUUUUUUCAGAGGUUGAAAUUUGAUGAUUGAAACAAUGCGAAAAUUAUCUUAAUCCUGUUCCUUGAUUCCGAUCAAUCUUUGUUGUUGAGCUCACUCGAUUAAACUUACCCAAGUUUCACAAGAAAAUAGAGUCAAUGGUAAAAUGAUUCUCUCGAAUUAGAAAAUAUUCACAGCCUUUUUCUCCUUUAAGUUGACUGACUGAGUAGAAUUUAUUGCAAUUUCACAACAGGACAACUCCAAUGUGGCUCCACGCCCAUCUCUCAAUCACGUGUCAUUGGAGGUCAAGAUGCAAAGCCUGGAGCCUGGCCAUGGCAGGUGUGAUGUCUUAGCUUUGCAAGUGUACAUAUUCUACGCUGUCUGUUUCGAGAGACUAGCAACCUCAAUUUAACAUCAGUUGUAGGGUAUAUUAGGAAAUCACCGCUGGCGAGAUAAACGUUUGGUUUCAUUGUUGGCAAGUUUAAACAUGACUUCCUGAAUUGUAGUCGUGUUUUUAAAACCAAGUUUGCAGGCUAAGGUUCAUUAAAAUCCCUUCAACUGAAGGUAACGGAUCCUGUAUGAAAGUUUAUAAAAUGUUUGAAAUUUGAAGUUAGUAUUCAUACUAUCGAUGUUUCGUCAUAUAGAUCGCAUUACAGCGUAACAACAGAUUCAUCUGCGGAGGAUCGCUCAUCUCUGCCACUUGGAUUGUUACUGCUGCCCAUUGUGUAGCAAGCAGCAGGUAAGGGCUUCCUUUUUUUAUUUGACAAACAGGGAGCAAGCCUAAUGAAGCUUUUGAGAAAAACAUUGGCUGAUUACCAAACUGAUCAACCCACCAACCUCAACAUAUAGCGACCAACCAGCUUGCUGACCAGUAAUCUUGAACUGACUGGCCAAUCAACCAACUGGCCAACUGACGACCUAUAAAUAAGAAACGACCAACAGACCCGACCCGACUGAUCAACCGAAUGACCAUCUCGACGUCUACUGUCGAACAAUCAAUGAAACUGGUCAACAGACCUAGCCGGUCAAUUACAACUGACUGUCUAUGCACCAUAAAACAACCAACCAACCUACAAUUGAGAAAAAUCACCGAGAUUUGAAUCUGAUUGACUUACCAUACGAACAGGUGACCAAAUAUAAGACGAAUAAACUGGCCGAUCAACCGAUUCACCAAGCAAUCAAAACACGGCGAGACAUAAUUCACAUCCCAUUAUAGCAUAACAUUCCUUCAUUGGACAAAUAUUCCAGACUAUAUUUGACAGUCCAACAGUGUAAUAAGCUUCUUUGUCGAUUGAAGGCUGUGCAUAACCAUAAUGCAGCAAUUCCAUAUUAACCUGAGUAUACUUGUGUUGUUUAUCUUUAGUAACCCUGCAAACUAUAAAGUAGUUGUGGGAGAUCACAAUCGGAAUGCUAACGAAGGAACAGAGGAGUCAGUUGGCGCCAAGCGAGUAAUUUCUCACCCUCAAUACAAUCGUCCUGGUAGACUUAACAAUGACAUCGCCCUGAUUGAACUCGCUGCGCCCGUGAAACUCUCUGCCAGGGUGAACCCCGUGUGUCUACCGUCUAGCAACUCAAACGUACCCACAGGAUCAAAAUGUUACAUUACAGGUAAGAGCAGUCAUAAGUAACGCGCUUGUUUCAUGUACACUAUGAGAAUACUAUACGAUGAUAAUGCCAAAAACUCUUGUGUAUCAAAACAAAACACACAAGCUUUAAAUUUAAGUAAUUGACCUAACGACUUGUGGAGAAAACUCUCUGCAAACUCUUCAAACUUUGCAGACGCCUAACUGAAAAUCUAUGGUUGGUUGAAUCAGCUUUAAUAUUGCUUGCCUAACCAGCGGGGCAUUAUUCACAAUGUAGAGUUCUGCAUAUUACCAUGUUUAGCUUAAAAAUGACACAGGAGAUUCCUUUAGAAAGCACUGCGUUGGAGAUAACAGCCUUCUGCAAGCAUGGUUGAAACAUUAUCGUGCUUCCUCGUACACUUUUUCAUAAUUCUUUCCAUUCCCGCCGGUAGGUUAUCACUUAACAGAUGGGGACACAAUUGGGACCCACUUAUCUGUCUCCUGAGCUAUUGACGUGUUUUAGUGGUAAUUUUGUGAACUUUCUGCUUUGAUAGGUUGGGGAAAGAUUAAACAUCCGGGAAGUUCUCAUCCUAUUUUACAGCAAGCCAUGAUGCCGCCCAUCGAUCCAGCGAAAUGUCGGCAGAGGAUUCAAGCGAGUGGAGGUGCUCUCGAUAAUCUAGUAGAUUUUCUCAUUUUAAUGUUGUCAGCUCUAUGCUUAUUUUUUCUUCUCUUGCGUUUUAAUUUAGAACUUAUUCAUAAGGUUUGUUAUGGGAUUGUCAAAUCCGCUCUUUUAUGAAAAGCGUCCACACAACAAUGAAGCGCAAAUUAUACAUUAAUUCUGGCUGGCAUGUUACGAAACUACGUGCCGUAAAUUUUCAUCAACCCUGAAUUCAAUUUCCAGCUGUCUCAACAACCAAGGAAUAGAUCGAGAAUGGACUCCCAAUGUUUUCAGAAUUUUAAUGAUCUGAACUAAUCGCCAUGUAAAUGCCGUGGCUAAUGCCAUCUUAGGUGGGCCCGAAAUCCGAAUCUUUUUAACCGAUCUAGAUAACAAUGUACUUCAGUGACGGAUCACUAAGUCAGUUGAGGGUUUGAACUUCGAUGCUUUCAUAGAAUUUGAUUCUUUUACUUAGGUUUCAUUUUGAAAAUGCCUGUUAAACCACUCCUGCUUGCAUCAAUUGAUGCUUCGAACUAACCAUACUUGUUUAUCAAACCCUGUAACCCACUAUUUGUUAAUGAACCCUUUAAUUGACUAAGUCGAAUGCCGUUUAACUCCAGCAAGAACAUAUUGAAUUCGAGUAACAUCAGUCACAAGAAGAUUUUUCACGGUGUUAAUAAAAUCCAAAGAAGUUUUAUAUUAUCUUUGACAAUGGAUAAAAAUUGUGUUGUUUUGGAUUACUCGUGCUUAUCUAGGGAUAUUUUCAUUUUUUGUAGUCUCAAUAUCGUUAACUCCGCAAAUGUUGUGCGCGGGCGUGGACAAUACCAUUUUAAGUGGUUGCCAUGGUGACAGCGGAGGACCGUAUGUGUGCUUGAAUGCGGACGGGAAGACAUACACCUUGCAUGGUGCAGUAAGCUGGGGUUCCUCCAGAUGCGAUGCUAAACAACUUUUUACUGUGUUUGCUCGAGUGACGCAGUACCGAGCGUGGAUCAAACAGCACACUGGGUUAGGUGGAUGA
Pocillopora meandrina is the source of this 10596-nucleotide messenger RNA. Lineage: Eukaryota; Metazoa; Cnidaria; Anthozoa; Scleractinia; Pocilloporidae. The record is from the annotation of a GenBank genome assembly.